This is a messenger RNA of Knipowitschia caucasica, 516 nucleotides long. The record is from the annotation of a GenBank genome assembly. NCBI's taxonomy places the organism in Eukaryota, Metazoa, Chordata, Actinopteri, Gobiiformes, Gobiidae.
AUGGAGGUCACUGAGGACGACCCAUCCUACAUGAUCAAGUUCAAGGAAACCUUCACAGCAGACCUGGAAGCUCGCAAGGAGAAGACCAAUGUUACAUGGCUGAGAGUUGCGACAGCACUUGACCCAAGGUUUAAGGACCUCAAGUGCCUAAGCAAACCUGACAGGGUUCAGGUGUGGGAUUCAGUCCGCGCCUUGCUCCAGAGGAUGGAGAAGGAGAAGCCUGCACAGCCCGAUAACCAAGUCACACCUGAGCCGGCCACGAAGAAACCAGCUCUCUUGCUUGCACCAGAGUCUUCGUCUGAUGAAGAGGAGGACAGUAUUGAGAAAUGUCUGGAGCGCUACAAGGGAGAGCCUCUCAUUGGCAUAGAGGACUCUCCUCAGGAAUGGUGGCUCACACAUGAAGCUUCACACAGUGAGAUAGCCCGCCUUGCACGCAAGUACUUGGCAACACCUGCCACAUCAGUACCUUCUGAAAGGCUUGUCUGCUUGAGUAACUGGCUCAAAGAAAAGAAGUAG